AUGGAGAAAGACAGAGAAAGACAGAAGAUGAAGUUGGAAAAGAUUAAGAUGGUGACUUGCAUGGAGUCAUGUUACCAAGGUUUUGAUCCUGCAGCUUAUCUGCACUACAACUACACUCCACCCCGAGCAGACUUUGAACGAAGAAGUAGCAUUGUACCAUGGAAACUGAGCUGUCUGCACAGAGCCUUUACUGAAGAUGAUAUAAGAGGUGGCAUAUUAGUAGAUGUGGGAUCAGGCCCAACUCUCUACCAGGUCAUGAGUGGCUGUGAGAGAUUUGAUCAUGUCAUCCUCUCCGAUUAUUUGGAGGUCAAUCGAAAGGAGCUGCAAAGCUGGCUACAGGAGGGAAAGAGCAUGAUAGACUGGACUGCUUACUUCAAAUAUGUGUGUGAACUGGAGGGCCGCAGUUCAUCAGCAUGGGUAGAGAAAGCAACACGGCUUCGCUCAGUUGUGUCUGAUGUGCUGCCGCUUGAUGUACUCCAGUCCUGCCCAUUAUUACCAGGGCUCUUACCCCCCUCUGGAGCAGACUGUCUGGUGUCAUCUUUCUGCCUAGAGAGUGUAACCCAUGACUUGCUUUCAUUCACCCAUGCCUUGCGUAACAUCUCCAGUCUGCUUAAAAAAGGUGGAUAUCUGUUCCUUAUUGGUGCCCUAGGGGAAAGCUUCUACUUGGGUGCACCAGGGUUGUACAUCCCUGUGGUCCCUCUGAAUGAGUCUCAGGUCUGUGCUAGCCUGAAGGACAGUGGAUAUGAGCUAUUGCAGCUUUGUAUUUACCACAUGCCACCAGAAAUGAAGGUGGGAGUGGAUGAUGUUACUGGUGUAUUCUUUGUAAAAGCUAAGAAAGCAUAA
Molecule: messenger RNA, 843 nt
Organism: Danio aesculapii
Lineage: Eukaryota; Metazoa; Chordata; Actinopteri; Cypriniformes; Danionidae
Product: phenylethanolamine N-methyltransferase
Exons: 3
Coding region: 1-843 (280 amino acids)
Cellular component (GO): cytosol
Molecular function (GO): phenylethanolamine N-methyltransferase activity
Source: RefSeq, a predicted model, not a curated record